Molecule: messenger RNA, 595 nt
Organism: Mus caroli (Ryukyu mouse)
Lineage: Eukaryota; Metazoa; Chordata; Mammalia; Rodentia; Muridae
Source: RefSeq, a predicted model, not a curated record
GAUGGAAAGGGAGGAGCUAAACCACCACCUUGCCUUUACUUAAGGUCCCCUCCCACAGCGACUGGCCACAUUGUUGCUGUAUUGCUGUGCCCGCCAUGUCUGCUACCCAGCACAAGACCUCCCUGCCUCAGGGCGUCCGCGUGGGCACUGUCAUGAGAAUUCGAGGCGUGGUCCCUGACCAGGCUGGCAGGUUCCAUGUAAACCUGCUAUGCGGCGAGGAGCAAGGGGCAGAUGCCGCCUUGCACUUUAACCCGAGGCUGGACACAUCCGAGGUUGUCUUCAACACCAAAGAACAAGGCAAAUGGGGCCGUGAGGAGCGAGGCACCGGCAUCCCCUUCCAGCGUGGGCAUCCCUUUGAAGUGCUCCUCAUCGCCACAGAGGAAGGCUUCAAGGCAGUGGUCGGGGAUGACGAAUAUCACCACUUCCACCACCGGAUUCCGGCCGCGCGCGUGCGCUUGGUGGAGGUGGGCGGAGACGUGCAGCUGCAUUCAGUGAAGAUCUUCUAAGCAAGGACUCAAGGGCUUGGCGGGUAGGGGUGGGGGUGUAGGAUCGUAGAGGAGGGUUUUGGAUGGCGAAUAAAGUGUAGCUGUAGUUC